Mauremys mutica (yellowpond turtle) is the source of this 2482-nucleotide messenger RNA. RefSeq names its product uro-adherence factor A-like. Lineage: Eukaryota; Metazoa; Chordata; Testudines; Geoemydidae. The transcript is spliced from 3 exons. Bases 686 to 2482 code for a protein of 598 amino acids. The record is from RefSeq and is a predicted model, not a curated record.
AGGGUGCCCACAAGGAAAAGAGGCCAUCUUGCUGCCCUUGGUGCUAGCACCCUGGCUGCCCCGGUGGCCAAGUGGGCUCCGUGCAGAGCCAGGCCUGGACAGGCUCCGCUGGGCUGGGUGUGUGGGAGGGACGGUGCGGUCUGAGCUGAGAGGAGUCACCAGGGGACUCUCAGGGCCUCCAGCCAGCCACAGGCAUGGCCAGGGGAGAGUGUGAGUGAGUCCAGAGCAGGGCGCCCUGCCCCCAGCAGACACAACAAGGGGCCGUCGGCUCAAGCUCCACCAGCUGAGUAUAAAUAUAAACAAUGUUGAGCCAGAGGAACCUGCUGAGGAGGCAGAAGAAAUAAAACAGCAUAUUGCAGAAGACUCAUUCUGUGCUGAUGUCCAGGUGCAAACUUCCUAUGUUGACAUACCACCAGGAAAUAGGUGGCGUUGGUCGUGAUUACAAACAGAAGCUCAGGUGCAAACCUCAAAUCUUGAACUACCAGACGAAGAGACUUUCCUCCCAUUUGAAAGUGAGGUCCAGGUACAAACCUCAGAUCUUGAAAUAUUAGAGGAGGAGACUUCAUUGCCAUCGCAAACGGAGGCCCAGGUGCAAACAUCACUUAUUGAAGUACUAGAUACGGAGAGUUUAUUCCCCAUCGAAAGUGAGCCCCUGGAGCAGACCCCAGAUCUUGACUUUCAAGACAUGCAGGUGAAGAAUUUAUUCCCAUUAUUUGUUGAAGUUGAAGUGCAAACCUCAUAUGUAGACAUACCAGCAGGGAAUAAGUGGCGUUCGACACAACUACAAGCCGAGGCCCAAGUGCAAACCUCAAAUCAUGAAUUAUUAAAGACACUUUCUUCCCUCUCACAAAAGGAAGCCCAGGUGCAAACCUCCAAACUUUCAAUAACAGAAGCAGAGGAGGUGCCUCUUUUCCCAUCACUAACCGAGGCCCAGGUGCAAACUUCAAGACUUGCAUUAACAGAAAUGGAGGAGGAGGUGGCCCCAUUCCUGGUAGAAGAAAAGCCUGUCCCCACAACUCAAAGUGAAGCUGCUGUGCAAACCUCGUAUGUGGACAUACCAGCAGGGAAUAAGUGGCGUUCGACACGGCUACAAGCUGAGGCCCAGGUACAAACGUCAAGUAUUGAGUUACUGAAGAAGCUUUCUUCCCUCUUAGUAACUGAGGCCCAGGUGCAAACGUCAAGUAUUGAGUUACUGAAGACGCUUUCUUCCCCAUCGCUAACCGAGGCCCAGGUGCAAACCUCUAAACUUGCAGUAACAGAAGCAGAGGAGGUGCCUCUUUCCUCCUCACUAACCGAGACCCAGGUGCAAACCUCUGAACUUGCAGUAACAGAAGCAGAGGAGGUGCCUCUUUCCUCCUCACUAACCGAGACCCAGGUGCAAACCUCUGAACUUGCAGUAACAGAAGCAGAGGAGGUGCCUCUUUCCCCCUCACUAACCGAGGCCCAGGUGCAAACCUCCGAACUUGCAGUAACAGAAGCAGAGGAGGAGGAAGCCCCAUUCCCAAUAGAAGAAAAGCCUCUCACCAAAACCGUAGCUGACGCUGCUGUGCAAACCUCAUAUGUGGACAUACCAGCAGGGAAUAAAUGGCUUUUGACACGGCUACAAGCUGAGGCCCAAGUGCAAACCUCAGGUAUUAAGUUACUGAAAAAGCUUUCUUCCCUCUUAGUAAACAAGGCCCAGGUGCAAACGUCAAGUAUUGAGUUACUGAAGAAGCUUUCUUCCCCAUCACUAACCGAGGCCCAGGUGCAAACCUCCAAACUUGCAGUAACGGAAGCGGAGGAGGUGCCUCUUUCCCCCUCACUGACUGAGGCCCAGGUGCAAACCUCCAAACUUGCAGUAACAGAAGCAGAGGAGGAGGAAGCCCCAUUCCCAAUAGAAGAAAAGCCUCUCACCCAAACCGUAGCUGACGCUGCUGUGCAAAUCUCAUAUGUGGACAUACAGGUAGGGAAUAAGUGGCGCUUGUCACGGCUACAAGCUGAGGCUCAGGUACAAACGUCAAGUAUUGAGUUACUAAAGAAGCUUUCUUCCCUCUUAGUAACUGAGGCCCAGGUGCAAACGUCAAGUAUUGAGUUACUGAAGACGCUUUCUUCCCCAUCACUAACCGAGGCCCAGGUGCAAACCUCCAAACUUGCAGUAGCAGAAGCAGAGGAGGUGCCUCUUUCCCCCUCACUAACCGUGGCCCAGGUGCAAACCUCCAAACUUGCAGUAACGGAAGUGGAGGAGAUGCCUCUUUCCCUCUCACUAACUCAGGUCGAGAUGCAAACCUCCAAACUUGCAGAAGCAGAAGCAAAGAUGACCUUUCCUUCCCCAUCACAAACUGAGGUUCACAUCCAGUCUUCGUAUUUUGAAGUACCAGAGUUGGAGGAUGAGAUGCCCAGAACCCCAAUCAAAGAGAAGCCUCUCCCCCUAACACUGAUGGAGGCCCAGGUGCAAACUUCGUAUGUAGACAUACCAGCAGGGAAUAAGUGGCGUUCGUCAUGA